GCGAGGGAAGCAUGGAGCGUGCGCUGAAGGAGAAGACAGAAUGGACGCGCCGGGCGGUCUUUGACUCGAACGGAAAGGUUCUCUCAAUGGAAGGAUCUAUCUCGAUUCAGGAUUUGAAGGGUUAUUUGACUGCCUUCAAUGACAAAGACACCACGUUUGGCAAUGGAUUCAACAUCGAUGGGAAGAAUUACGAAGUUCAUCGAUUCUACGAAGAUGACGGGCUGAUCUAUGGCCGUACCCACUCGGUUGAUCCUCGGGAUGGAGAGGGCUUCUGCUUUGCUAGGGCCAAACGUGGAACAACAGGAGAGUGGAUCUAUGCAAUCAUCACCUACAAGUUCCCGGUUCUAUCUGCUAAGGCUGUCCCUGAGCUUCAAGAUUUUAUGAGGCAGUUUGUCUGCAAUCAGUAGCUGGGCAACUUGUUGAAGCAUAACUACAUGAAUGAUCUUGUUCACAUCAAUACACCAUUAGAUUUAC
Guillardia theta CCMP2712 is the source of this 474-nucleotide messenger RNA. RefSeq lists its product as hypothetical. The coding region runs from base 12 to 407 and encodes 131 amino acids. The record is from RefSeq and is a predicted model, not a curated record. NCBI's taxonomy places the organism in Eukaryota, Cryptophyceae, Pyrenomonadales, Geminigeraceae. The transcript has 7 exons.